Molecule: messenger RNA, 2160 nt
Organism: Diabrotica virgifera virgifera (western corn rootworm)
Lineage: Eukaryota; Metazoa; Arthropoda; Insecta; Coleoptera; Chrysomelidae
Product: beta-galactosidase-1-like protein 3
Exons: 6
Coding region: 96-2105 (669 amino acids)
Biological process (GO): carbohydrate metabolic process
Cellular component (GO): vacuole
Molecular function (GO): beta-galactosidase activity
Source: RefSeq, a predicted model, not a curated record
ACUUUUGUACCUUUCUGAUAAAAAUUUACCAAAGAAAUUAAAGUAAAUGAUUAUUUCCUUUGUCUUGUUACCUGUAUUACAAAAUAAUUAAAACGAUGGGUAAUAGUAAAAUGAAAAUAUUAAAAUUGUCCCCAAUUUUAUUAACAUUCAUAACUUUUUGUUUGGCCCAAGAUUUACCAACAAAUUAUGAAUAUUUCACAGAAUCCGGAAUUAAAUCAGGUAUAACUACCAAUGAAACACACUUUUUUCUUAAUGGAAAACCAUUCUUUAUAUACAGUGGAUCUGUUCACUACUUUCGAAUUCCACGAACUUACUGGAGAACCCGUCUACGACAACUGAGAGCAGCUGGACUGAAUACAGUCGAAACGUAUUUGCCUUGGAACCUCCACGAGCCAUACAAUGGAACAUUUGACUUUGGAUCCAGUGGAUCUGAUAUGCAAGACUUUCUGGACCUUGAAUCCUUCCUUAAGUUAGCACAAGAAGAGGAUUUAUUUGUUAUUUUAAGACCUGGGCCAUUUAUUAGCGCAGAAUAUAAUUUCGGCGGAUUUCCAAGCUGGUUGUUAAGGGGAAAACCUAUGGGUUUCCGAACUGACGAAGAUAAUUACAACCAUCAUAUUUCUAGAUACUUCAAUUAUUUCUUGAAAAAACUGUUGCCUUACAAGUUUUUAAAAGGCGGGCCUAUAAUAGCCUUUCAAGUUGAAAACGAAUAUGGAUACACUAACUACAAAGAUUUUUUUAAACCAUCUAAAAGAUACCUAGGACUUCUUCAGCAGCUAUAUAUAGACAAUGAUUUAGCAGACUUCUUAGUAACGUCCGAUAACCCUAUUGCAGAAGGAGAUUCGGGAACUUUGCCAGGGGUUUUAUUUCAAACUACUAAUUUUGGUGAUUCCCCUGAAAAUUAUUUAAAGAGAUUGUCAGAAUUGCAACCUAAUAAACCUCUAAUGGUAAUGGAAUUUUGGAUAGGCUGGUUCGACCACUGGACAGAUAACCAUCAAACGAGAGACCCAAAAGAGAUGAGAGAUCUUUAUGAACGAAUCUUAAAGUAUCCAGCUUCGGUAAAUAUAUACAUGUUUCAUGGAGGAAGUAACUUUGCUUUUGGAAAUGGAGCUCAUUUAAAUAAUGAACUGCUUGACAAUUCCGCUUUUCUUCCAAUUACUACGAGCUAUGAUUACGACUCACCACUGGACGAAUCUGGCCGAUACACCCAAAAGUACUACGACAUUAAAGAUCUACUUGCCAAGUAUAAUCCAAUCAAAACUAAACUUCCCUCUAUGCCAGAGCUGAAGCCAAAUAUUGCGUAUCCCCCUAUUAAUAUCACACAACAACUUCCUCUACGUAACGUUCUCACUGAUCAACCACCAGUGGUUCUAAACAGUAAAAAUGUUAUUGCGAUGGAAAUGUUGGAUAUUAAUAACGGAUCUGGGCAGAGCUAUGGAUACAUCGUUUAUCGAAAGGAGAAUAUUGACUUGGAGGCAAACACAGUUCUUAAAAUCGAAGGACAUGUUUGUGAUACCGUCAUGGUUCUGGUCAAUGGUGUUUUGGUUUCUCCUGAAUUUAAAUCCAGAGCAGAUUUGGAUGGAUUUGGAUUUUGGAGAUUGAAAGAUUCCACAUUGGUACUAAACACAGAACCUGUUAAAAAUGCUACUAUAGAUAUCGUCGUAGAAGAGUGGGGUAGAAUGCAUGGUGGUACUAUCUAUCAGUAUAACCAAACGUUUAAAGGAUUAUGGCAAGACAAUGUAUAUCUAAAUGACCAACAGCUUUUCGACUGGAAGAUCGUGCCCUUGGAGUUCAAGAAAGCAUGGAACAAUGCAUUAACCUCUUGGCAGACACCAACCUCCAGUUCUGGUCCGGCCUUAUAUCUUGCUUCAUUAAUCCUGGACUCGGAUAUCAGAGACACUUACAUAGACAUGAGCAACUGGACAAAAGGUUUAGUGAUAGUAAACGGUUUUCCGGUAGGAAAAUAUUUCAAAUUGGGACCUCAACAAGCUAUAUAUUUACCGGCGCCAUUUUUACACUCUGGAGAAAAUAAAAUCAUCAUUUUUGAACAUUUCAGAGCCAGUGGCGAAAUAAACUUUGUAGCUGAUCCCAUUUAUGUAACACAUUGAUACCAUUUAUUAUUUUUCCAAGUGUUUUUUAAUAAAUAAAUAGUACAUAUUUAAA